AUGGCAAUCGUCCAUAUUGUCCUGUUCAAGCUCAAGGCUGCACUGAGCGACGCAGAAAAGAAAGAGUUUUGCGAUGACAUGUUGUCGUUGAAAGACACUUGCAUCCACCCAACACAAAAUAGACCGUACAUUGUUUCCUCAUCUGGCGGAGUAGAUAACAGCCCGGAAGGAGCCCAGGGAGGAUUCACCCAUGGGUUCGUCGUCGAGUUCGCUUCAAAAGAGGACCGAGACUAUUAUGUUGCCGACGAUCCUGUCCACCAAGCAUUCGUCAAGAAGAACAGUCCGAGGUUCGACGAUGUCCGAGUCAUCGAUUAUGAGAAAGGUGUAUACUAA
Molecule: messenger RNA, 333 nt
Organism: Fonsecaea erecta
Lineage: Eukaryota; Fungi; Ascomycota; Eurotiomycetes; Chaetothyriales; Herpotrichiellaceae
Exons: 3
Coding region: 1-333 (110 amino acids)
Source: RefSeq, a predicted model, not a curated record